CAUUUGAAAGCCCCUCUAGAAUAAUUCCUUGUUAUAUUAUUUUCAACUACGAAAAUUGCUAGCAAAUUUUCUUGUGGUUUUAAAUGUUUGUCUUUGUCUCUACAAGAAGUGGAUUUUAAUAAUUAACUUUCUGCUCAUAAUGGCAGGAAUUAACGAUAAGUUUUAUUAUGUGCACAGCUCUUCACUAAAUCAUAAAGUUACAUUCAAAUUAGGGACUUUAGAAGGGAAACUUUGGAAACCUACUGCUGAAGACAUUUUGAGAAAUCCUUUAUUGAAAUAUUCUGGCUUUUGUCAAGAAGGAUGUGCUGAUCUUUUCGUUAAAAUACAGCUUUUUGAAAAUGGAGAACCUUUGGCUGUUCCUAAAGAAAUACUGAAAGGUUUCACAAACAGAUAUAACUUCAAUGAAUGGGUCCAGCUACCACUGUUGUACAGCGACCUACCAGAAAAUGCUCUUAUGAUUAUCAACAUAUAUACCGCAGCAAGAUGUCCUGAGAGGAUGAUGAUUGUUGGUGGAACUGCUGUACCAUUAUUCGACAAAAUGGGUUUAUUCCGACAGGGAAUAAUGGACUUAAGAAUUUGGGCUGGCAUAGUAGCCGAUCCGAAGCAUCCUGAAAAAACGCCUUUCAAAAAUUGUGAGGAUGGCCAAGAAAAAAUGCCAAAAUUAUCGGAGCUUGUGAAAAAACAUCAGAGUGGACAUAUGCCCAAGGUCGAUUGGCUUGACCGAUUGACGUUCAGAGAAAUCGAACAAACCAACGAGAAAGAGAAGAGAUUAUCCGAUCAACUCUAUCUAAUGGUCGAGUUUAUGGAUUGUAAAAUAGACGGCAUUCCACACCAUAUCGUCUAUUACGAGCAAAAUGGGGAGGAAGUUUAUGCUAAGGAGAAGAACGAUAUCAUUACUGUGCCCGACCCAGAAAUCGGAAAGGAAAACUUGGUUGAGCUCAUGUACCAUAAAAUAACUCGUUCAAUGCGUAGCGGUUAUUCCGACAGAGAUGCUAAGCCGAACGCCUACACAAGAGACUUUCUUAUUAGAAUAGUCGGUUAUCCCCCUAGCAAACAGCUCACCAACGAAGAACAGGACAUCGUUUGGAAGUAUCGAUUCUUCCUGAGCACCCAGAAGAAAGCUCUAUCCAAGUUCAUGAAAUGCAUCCGUUGGAGCCAAAACAACGAAGUCAACCAGGCCAUGCACAUGAUGGAUAUAUGGCAGCCGAUGGAUAUCGAAGACGCUCUCGAACUGUUGAGUUCCAGCUUCACCCAUGUCGUUGCCAGAAGGUAUGCAAUCUCGAGAUUGAGCAGAGCGCCCGAUGAGGAUAUCAUUUUGUAUCUGUUGGAGCUGGUGCAGGCCUUGAAGUUUGAAAAUUUCGAUUGCAUCAAGAAUGGACUCAUAAGGCUGUCUAAGAAACAGGAAUCAGCAUCCAAAGCCGAAGAGAAAGAAUCCCAAUUGGUGCACAACGAUAGCAAAGAGAGCAACAGCACCCUUACCGAUGAAAACGUAUUACAGAAAUCUUCCAAUCAGCAUCAAGAGGAAGGUGCCUGCGCGUUGCCAACCUUGACUAACAAAUUGAAGAACAUGGAUCUGGCUGCCAGCAACCUGGGAGAUUCGGCUAAUACCGAUACUCUCAAGAAUCAGUUCGAUGAUGAGAUUUUGGAUUUGGCGUCGUUUUUGAUCCAGCGAGCAUCGCAGAACACCGCCUUGGCGAAUUACUUUUAUUGGUAUCUGCUGUUGGAAUGUGAGGAUCAUGAAAGCGCCAACACCCAGAAAGAUCAUGCAGUCCAGGACAUGUAUUUGAACGUAAUGAAGAUGUUCAGGCAGACCCUCGCCCAAGGAACACCUGAGAUGCAAAACAGACGAAUCAUCCUAUCGAAACAACAGAAAUUCAUCGACAGAUUGGUUAAACUCAUAAAGACUGUAUCUAAGGAACGGGGCGACAGAAAGAAGAAGAUUGAAGUGUUGAAGCAACUUCUGGCCACUCCAGAUUCCUCGAAAUUCUCGUUCACCAGCUUCGAGCCCAUUCCCUUCCCUCUGGACCCCGAUGUUACCAUCAAGGGGAUUGUAGCCGAAAAGUCGCUCUUGUUCAAGUCUGCUCUCAUGCCCUCAAAGCUCUACUUUAUAACGGAGACCAACCAGGAAUACGUGGCUAUCUUCAAGUAUGGCGACGAUCUGAGACAGGAUCAGCUCGUGCUGCAGAUGAUAACCCUGAUGGAUAAGCUGUUGAGGAAGGAGAAUUUGGAUUUGAAAUUGACGCCCUACAAAGUUCUUGCCACUAGUACCAAGCACGGUUUCGUCCAGUUUAUCGAAUCGAUAACUGUGGCCGAGGCGUUGGCUAGCGAAGGUAGCAUUCAGAACUACUUCAGGAAACAUCACCCUCAAGAGAAUGCACCAUACGGCAUAGCACCUGAUAUAAUGAAUACUUUCGUAAGGUCAUGCGCUGGUUAUUGCGUGAUCACAUAUAUAUUAGGUGUCGGGGACAGACAUUUAGACAAUCUCCUUUUAACACCUUGCGGUAAAUUGUUCCACAUAGAUUUUGGAUAUAUUUUGGGUAGAGAUCCCAAGCCUUUACCGCCGCCGAUGAGGCUCAGCAGGGAGAUGGUUGAGGCUAUGGGAGGUGUUACUUCGGAACACUAUCAAGAGUUCAGAACACAAUGCCAUACGGCAUUUCUACAUUUGAGAAGGCAUGCCAAUUUGAUGUUGAAUCUGUUCUCUCUAAUGAUCAAAGCAAGUAUUCCUGAUAUUGCGCUCGAACCUGAUAAGGCUGUGAAGAAAUUGUUGGAAAAGUUACAACUAGAAGUGACUGAAGAAGAAGCUGUGCAAUACAUUCAACAACUGAUAGACUCUUCUGCUUCUGCAGUUAUGCCAGUUAUAGUCGAACAGUUUCAUAAGUUUACUCAGUUGAUGCGAAAGUGAAUUUGUGUUGCUUAUUUUGAAACAUUUUAUUUAGUAAUCAAGACUGAAUCUUACAUAUCGGGGCUGCCAAAGAAUCGAAGGUACUUGAAGAAGUUGUGCUGUGAUUUCCGAUUUGUAAUAAUUUAAGAGAAGCCUCCUCAUGUAAGAUAAAUAAUUUAUAAUAAUAAGUAAUCAAAUAAGAAUUAUACAUGAUUUUCAAUAUUUUUUUAGAUGAUCAUGUCAGAAUAUAUCAAAUCUAAAUAAUAAUGUUCAUUGUAAUAGGUUCAAUAAAUUUUUUUAAGAAUUUUAUAAA
Messenger RNA from Harmonia axyridis, 3194 nucleotides. RefSeq names its product phosphatidylinositol 3-kinase catalytic subunit type 3 (gene Pi3K59F). The record is from RefSeq and is a predicted model, not a curated record. Gene Ontology annotation, cellular component: phosphatidylinositol 3-kinase complex, class III, type II; membrane; phagophore assembly site. Gene Ontology annotation, molecular function: 1-phosphatidylinositol-3-kinase activity. The transcript has 10 exons. The coding region runs from base 140 to 2902 and encodes 920 amino acids. Lineage: Eukaryota; Metazoa; Arthropoda; Insecta; Coleoptera; Coccinellidae. Gene Ontology annotation, biological process: autophagy of peroxisome; endocytosis; phosphatidylinositol-3-phosphate biosynthetic process.